CGCGAUGCUGGUGAGGAAAGUGCCGGGCUUCGUCCCGGCCUCGCCGUGGGGGCUGCGGCUGCCGCAGAAGUUCCUUUUCCUGCUCUUCCUCUCGGGCCUCGUCACCCUGUGCUUCGGCGCCCUGUUCCUGCUGCCCCACUCCUCUCGCCUCAAGCGCCUCUUCUCGGCCUCGCGGACCCAACAGCCCGGCCUGGAGGUGAUGGCCGAAAUCGCCGGCCACCACUCGGUGUCAGAGCAAGAGCCACCUCCCAACCCUGCCCCUGCGGCUCCGGCCCCGGGUGAGGACGAUCCCGACCGCCUGGUCGGAGUCCUCCGUAGGAAAGGGUGGCUGCGGCGAACCCGCCCCACCGGGCCCCGGGAGGAGGGCAACAGGGUUGCAGCCCUCAGGCCGCAGGAAGAGAGCGUCCGGUUCAAUUUCGACUACAAUGGUUUCCGCAGCCGCCUUAGACACCCGGUCUUGGGGACAAGGACUGAUGAGAGUAAGGAGUCUCAGAGUCUAGUGCGAGCUCAGCGAGAGAAAAUCAAAGAGAUGAUGCGGUUUUCAUGGCAGAAUUACCGCCGUUAUGCGAUGGGCAAGAAUGAGCUUCGGCCACUCACCAAGGACGGCUUCGAGGGCAGCAUGUUUGGCGGUCUCGGUGGGGCGACCAUCAUCGACUCUCUCGACACCCUCUACCUCAUGGAGCUGAAAGAGGAGUUCCAGGAGGCCAAGGCCUGGGUGCAAGACAGCUUCCACCUGAACGUGAGUGGAGAAGCAUCCUUGUUUGAAGUGAACAUCCGGUAUAUUGGAGGACUGCUCUCGGCCUUCUACCUGACGGGAGAAGAGGUGUUCCGAGUAAAGGCCAUCAAGCUGGGUGAGAAACUGCUGCCUGCCUUCAACACACCCACGGGCAUCCCCAAGGGCGUGGUGAACUUCAAAAGCGGUAGCUGGGGCUGGGCCACCGCGGGGAGCAGCAGCGUCCUGGCCGAGUUUGGCUCCCUGCACUUGGAAUUCUUGCAUCUCACCGAACUCUCUGGCAAUCCAGUCUUUGCAGAAAAGGUCAGAAAUAUCCGCAAGGUCCUCAGGGAGAUUGACAAGCCCUUCGGCCUCUACCCCAACUUCCUGAGCCCAGUGAGCGGGAACUGGGUGCAGCAUCAUGUCUCAGUCGGAGGACUUGGGGACAGUUUUUAUGAAUAUUUGAUCAAGUCCUGGUUGAUGUCUGCCAAAACAGAUACGGAGGCUAAAAAUAUGUACUACGAAGCCUUGGAGGCCAUAGAGACCUAUCUGGUGAAUGUCUCUCCCGGGGGUCUGACCUACAUUGCUGAGUGGCGCGGAGGAAUUCUGGACCACAAGAUGGGACACCUUGCCUGCUUCUCGGGGGGCAUGAUCGCCCUUGGUGCCGAGGAUGCCAAGGAAGAAAAAAAGGCCUACUACCGCGAGCUCGCAGCCCAGAUCACCAGGACGUGCCAUGAGUCCUAUGCCCGCUCAGACACCAAGCUGGGGCCUGAGGCCUUUUGGUUCAACUCUGGCCGAGAGGCGAUGGCCACACAGCUGAGCGAGAGCUACUACAUCCUGCGGCCUGAGGUGGUGGAGAGCUACAUGUACCUGUGGCGGCAGACACACGACCCCAUCUACAGGGAGUGGGGCUGGGAGGUGGUCAUGGCCCUGGAGAAACACUGCCGGACAGAAGCCGGCUUCUCGGGGAUCCAGGACGUGUACAGCAGUAACCCCAACCACGACAACAGGCAACAGAGCUUCUUCCUGGCUGAGACGCUGAAAUACCUCUAUCUUCUGUUCUCUGAAGAUAACGUGCUGUCGCUGGAAGACUGGGUGUUUAACACCGAGGCUCAUCCGCUGCCUGUCAACCGCUCAGACAGCUCCAGCACGGCUGGCCACCGUCACUGACCACCGUCGCCACGCCCGUGUCUCAGGGAUGCCUCUAUUCUCUUGGGAUCCGGGACCGUUCUCAGAGGCGCUGGGGACGGAAGGCCCACUGUGGGCAGACCCUGGACGGAUGUAUCGGACAGGCGACCUCUUUUCCUCUGUGAGGAGACAGGAGCUGGUGAUGUACCAGCAUGGGCCCCCCGGGCUGUGGUCCCCGGCGCCUACAUGUUCCUUUCUAUGGGGGAAUUUCUGUGUCCCCACACUUGCUGUCCCUGGGCCAAAGGACUGGAGGUUUGCAUAUCCAUCUCAUGUAUUUGAUUCCGUUUCCUUUCUGGUUUAGGGAAUUCAGUUUUACUUGACUUUACUUUUGCUUUGUUUUGUUUUGUUUUUCUCCCCAUUUGAUUUUUAUGACAAUUAUAAUUUUCAAAAUCAUGCACCGUCUCAAGCAGCAUCACUCAACUCAAGGAGACCUUAAGUGUUUGUACACACACACACACACACACACACACACAAACACUUGACCUUUCUGUUUUUAAUGCCUGUCACCCGACAUUGACUCUGUUCGACUUCUUGCCAUCUACCCUGUCAUUUGAGGAGGCGCCCCACUUUGGUCCCAAAUGUUACAAAUCACUAAUGCUAUUUUCAUUACUGUAAUGGAAAAAUAUGUGAAGUAGAAUAAAGGAGUUCAUUGAAUAAGAAAUAAGAUUGGACUCAUUGGCCACCAGAGGCUCCUGGGAAAAACUGUUCCAACAGUGUCAUCAGAAGCAAUCACCGCUGGCGCUGAGCUGAGGCGUGAUUUAGAAAAGCCGGUCCAGCAUCUCUGUCUCCCUAAAAUUGGCCCUAGUAAAUCUAGGACCUGUGAGGCCAGCCCUCUGGGUAGAAUUGGGCAUUGCAUACACAUUCUCAGAUGGAGGAUUGGAAGAGGCCCAGAGAGGUGACUCUGUUUGCCUGAGGUCACACAGCCAGAAAGAGGCAGAAGUACACCUUGCCUCAUCUGCUGUCAAUCAACAAUGCUUGGUGAGCCCUGCCCCCCACCAGGGUUAGAUGGUCUCCGCCCUGCAGUCAGGGCGCUCGGAUCAUAUGUGGUGCCUCUAUGUUAGUGGAAUGGCUAUAAAGCAUUGCAGAUACCAACAAGGAUACAUGCGGCGCCAACAGUAGCCAGGAGCUGGCUGGGGUUGAGGGACAAUAAACACAGUAAGAGCCAAAGACAAGUAGGCGCUCCGCAUAGACAAGGUCAUAGUGUGGUGGGUGAUACCUUCUAACCCGGACCCUCUUGUCACUCUCUCUGUGCCACCUCCCUGUGAACCCAGAAGCCAUCUGCAUGGCGAGGAAUCCAGGUCCCUAUAGGAAAUGCUGGGCUUUCCUUCCCAGCAGACCCUUCGUCAGACUGUGCUUGUCAACUGACCAUCAAGGUACUGGGGCUCCAGGCCUGGUGACCACACACACACACACACACACACACACACACACACACUGGGUGAGCCCAGACCCAUCACUUCACCUCUCUGGGCUGUUUUCCAUCAGCAGAAAUUCCACCUGCUAAGGUUGCUAUAAGAACCAGCAAGAUGCUCCUGAUACCCUGUGGUCCAGGAUCCACUGCCUCCUUGUUCUGGGGGCUCAGACAGUGCAGCUCUUCCUGGGCAGAGCUGUGCGUGCACAGUCCCCGUAGCAGGAACUCCGGCCCUCGGAACAUCAGUCACACACUUUGGUCAGGUGUCACAGAACGGGGUCUUCUGCUCCUCACAGCACACACAUCAAAGGAAAGAGGGCACUCUCUGUACAAAUGCUGUAGGCAAUUAAGAAACCAAGAUAAUCAGAAAGGAAAUAUGGUCACCACCCUACUCCGGAAUGAAUACUGUUAUAUUUUCUUCUAGACCUUUUUCUAUGAAUAUAUAGAAAAUAUAUUUUGCAAACAUGGUGUCAGCCUAUGCAUAUUGUUUUCUUAUAAUCUGCUUUUGCACUUAACUAUAUAUUGUGAACAUCUUUCCAUGUCAAAAAAAUAUACACGUAUGUCAGCACUCUU
Messenger RNA from Apodemus sylvaticus (European woodmouse), 3884 nucleotides. It is a transcript of the gene Man1c1, whose product is annotated as mannosidase alpha class 1C member 1. Gene Ontology annotation, molecular function: calcium ion binding; mannosyl-oligosaccharide 1,2-alpha-mannosidase activity. Gene Ontology annotation, cellular component: Golgi membrane; endoplasmic reticulum; extracellular exosome. Gene Ontology annotation, biological process: carbohydrate metabolic process; N-glycan processing. The record is from RefSeq and is a predicted model, not a curated record. Lineage: Eukaryota; Metazoa; Chordata; Mammalia; Rodentia; Muridae. Bases 5 to 1882 code for a protein of 625 amino acids. The transcript is spliced from 12 exons.